Messenger RNA from Sordaria macrospora k-hell, 3642 nucleotides. NCBI's taxonomy places the organism in Eukaryota, Fungi, Ascomycota, Sordariomycetes, Sordariales, Sordariaceae. The record is from RefSeq and is a predicted model, not a curated record.
AUGGGUAUCACAAGGCGAGCAAAGGACAAGGCCGCGCGGGCCGGGGCCUCUGCUGGCGGAGACAAGUCCAGCUCGGCUAAGCCCAAGAAGGCCACUUUCGACACCACCAAGAAGAAGGAGAUCGAACUUGAAGAAGCGUUUCGAGGGCGGGAGAUCUACACAUACAUCGGCCAUGUCUUGGUUUCCGUUAACCCCUUUCGCGACUUGGGCAUCUACACCGACCAGGUCCUCGAGAGCUACAAGGGCAAGAACCGUCUGGAGAUGCCCCCUCACGUCUUCGCCAUUGCCGAAUCUGCCUACUACAACAUGAAGGCCUACAGCGAGAACCAGUGCGUUAUCAUCUCGGGCGAGUCCGGAGCCGGCAAGACCGAGGCGGCCAAGCGCAUCAUGCAGUACAUCGCCAAUGUGUCCGGAGGCGGGUCGAACGAUAUUCAGCAGAUCAAGGACAUGGUGCUCGCGACGAAUCCUCUGCUAGAAUCCUUCGGUAACGCCAAGACGCUGCGAAAUAACAACUCGUCCCGCUUCGGCAAGUACCUUCAGAUUCACUUCAACGCCCAGGGCGAGCCCAUCGGUGCCGACAUCACCAACUACCUCCUCGAGAAGAGCCGUGUCGUCGGCCAGAUCGUCAACGAGCGUAAUUUCCACAUCUUUUACCAGUUCACCAAAGGAGCGUCCCCGCAGUACCGCCAAAUGUACGGCAUCCAGACACCCGAAACAUACCUCUAUACCAGCAGGGCCAAGUGCUUCGAUGUCGACGGUAUCGAUGACUUGGCCGAGUACCAGGACACCCUGAAUGCCAUGAAGAUUAUCGGUCUCUCGCAACAGGAACAGGACAACAUCUUCCGAAUGCUGUCGGCUAUUCUCUGGGCAGGAAACUUGGUGUUCAAGGAGGGCGAUGAUGGAUAUGCUGCCGUAUCAGAUCAGUCUGUGGUCGACUUCUUGGCGUACCUUCUCGAGGUCGAUCCCGCUCAGCUGGUCCACGCCCUCACCAUCCGUAUCUUGACCCCAAGGCCCGGUGAGGUUAUCGAGUCUCCCGCCAACGUUCCCCAAGCUACCGCGACAAGAGAUGCCUUGGCCAUGGCCAUCUACUACAACUUGUUCGAUUGGAUUGUGGAGCGCAUCAACGUGUCCCUCAAGGCUCGCCAGGCCACGACGAACUCGAUUGGUAUCCUUGAUAUUUACGGUUUCGAGAUUUUCGAGAAGAACAGCUUCGAACAGCUCUGCAUCAACUACGUGAACGAAAAGCUCCAGCAAAUCUUUAUCCAGUUGACACUCAAGGCCGAGCAGGAUGAGUACGCGAGGGAACAGAUCAAGUGGACGCCCAUCAAGUAUUUCGACAACAAGAUUGUGUGCGACUUGAUCGAGUCUACCAGGCCCCCUGGUAUCUUCUCUGCUAUGAAGGAUGCCGCCAAGACUGCUCACGCUGAUCCGGCGGCUUCCGACCGCACCUUCAUGCAGAGCAUCAAUGGCGUCGAACCCCCCAUCUUACUCCCCGCCAGGCACUACGCCGGUGAUGUCACGUACAGUGUGGACGGUAUCACGGACAAGAACAAGGAUUUGCUUCUCAAGGGUGUCCAGAACCUCUUCCAGGCCAGUCAAAACCAGUUCGUCCAUACUCUGUUCCCCCAGCAGGUCGAUGUGGACAACCGCAGGCAGCCCCCUUCUGCCGGUGACAGAAUCAGAACUUCCGCGAACGCCUUGGUCGAUACUCUGAUGAAGUGUCAGCCUUCGUAUAUCCGUACCAUCAAGCCCAACGAGAACAAGUCGCCAACAGAGUACAAUGAGCCCAAUGUCCUCCAUCAGGUCAAGUAUCUUGGUCUCCAAGAAAACGUUCGCAUCCGCCGCGCCGGUUUCGCAUACCGUCAGUCGUUCGAGAAGUUUGUCGACCGUUUCUUCCUACUCUCGCCUGCCACAUCAUAUGCUGGUGAGUAUACGUGGACGGGCUCCUACGAGGCGGCGACGAAGCAGAUCCUCAAGGACACGAGUAUCCCGCAGGAGGAGUGGCAACUGGGUGUGACCAAGGCCUUCAUCAAGUCGCCCGAGACUUUGUUCGCUCUUGAGCAUAUGAGAGACAGGUACUGGCAUAACAUGGCAACGCGCAUUCAGCGCAUGUGGCGUGCGUACCUCGCAUACAGGGCAGAGGCUGCCAUCCGCAUCCAGCGUUUCUGGAGGAAGAAGCGCGUUGGUGCUGAGUACCUGCAGCUCCGUGAUGAAGGUCACAAGGUGCUGGGAGGCCGCAAGGAGCGCAGGAGAAUGUCUAUCCUUGGUUCUCGUCGGUUCUUGGGUGACUACCUUGGUAUCAACGCUAGCACCGGUCCUGGUGCUCAGAUUCGCAAUGCCAUCGGCAUUGGCAGCAACGAGAAGGCGGUCUUCUCCUGCCGCGGUGAGCUUCUCGAGCACAAGUUCGGUCGUUCCAGCAAGCCUAGUCCCAGAAUCUUGGUCGUCACCAAUAGCAAGUUCUACAUUGUCGCUCAGGUUCUUAACCAGGGCCACGUCCAGAUUAUGGCGGAGAAGGCUUUCCCACUGGCUUCUAUCAAGUUCAUUGGGGCGUCUACCGCCAGAGAUGACUGGUUUUCCUUGGGUGUUGGGUCACAGCAAGAGGCCGAUCCUCUACUCAACUGCGUCCUCAAGACCGAGAUGUUCACGCAGAUGAAGAGGGUCAUGCCCGGUAGCUUCAACCUUAAGAUUGCUGACGCCAUUGAGUACGCCAAGAAGCCCGGGAAGAUGCAGUUGGUCAAGGUGUUGAAGGACGCGCCGACUGCGCAUGACUUCUACAAGAGCAGCACUGUCCAUACCCAGCCUGGCGAGCCCCCCAACUCGGUGUCCAGGCCCCAGCCUAAGGCCAAGCCUGUUCCUCCAAGGCCCAUCACCAAGGGCAAGCUUAUCAAGCCCGGUGGUCCUGGUGGAAGGCCGGCGAGAAAUGCCAAUCCCAACCGCACGGCUCAGCCCCGGCCCGGCGGCGGUCCCUCUGUCGCUGCUUCCAACCCUCUUGCCUCUUCUGCCGCUGCAGCCUCUAGCAGACCUGUUCCCGCCCGUCCUGGGGCAGCCUCUACACCAGCCGCUUCGAAGCCUCUUCCCAGCCAUACCAGGCAGCAGUCCAGCACCUCGACUGUGCGCCCUCCGCCGCCGCCUCCUCCAGCGCCGGCUGCUAAGCCCAAGAUCAUGGCCAAGGUGUUGUAUGACUUUGCCGGCACAAGGGAGAACGAGCUUUCCAUCAAGGCUGGAGACAUCAUUGAGAUUAUCCAGAAAGAGAACAACGGCUGGUGGUUAGCCAAGACCCCCGAAGGCCAAGCCUGGGUUCCCGCGGCCUACGUAGAAGAGCAAGCCCCCGCACCCCCGGUCGUCGCUCCCCGUCCUCCCCCUCCUCCCCCGGCUGCCAACGGCGCUGGUGGCCGCAUGGCUCCUCAGCCGCCUGCCAAGCGACCAGUCGCUGGUCGGAAGCCCGCCCCUGCACCCGCGGUGGCGUCGUUGCAGGCUAGGGACUCGGGCAUGAGCUUGAACGGAGCGAAUGGAUCAGGAAACGCUAGUGAUGCAAGCAGGAGUAGUACGCCGACGCCGAGCAUAGCAGGCAGUUUGGCGGAUGCGUUGAAGGCGAGGAAGCAGGCGAUGGCGAAGAGGGAUGAUGAUGAGGAUGAUUGGUAG